AUGUCUACCAACAAUUCCACCGAAGAUGACGAACCAAAGUUACCACACGGCAUUGUUUUCCAGGAUAUCGAACGCACAGCUGGCGAAGAGGACGAUGGGCAAGACAAAGAUCAAUCAGAGACAUCUACUCGGUUUGGUUCGCUAUGUUGGCCGAACUUCUUAAGCACUAUAAAGGAGGGCGACGCCGACGACAACCGCUCCAAGAAGGGGAAUCCAAAGUGGUACCAGAAGCUCAUCGACGCCGGUAUAGAAGAAAACGGGAUUCAGCCGGUUCCGCUUGAAGGGAGGACUUCUACGCAGUAUAAUCAGUUGUUUACUGUCUUCUUUACUGGUUUGUUGUGUUUAUUGCCGAUACCAACUGGCAUGCUGGCCACUCUCGAGUUUGGCUUGAGUCUGAGAGAUGCUUCGUUGGUUAUCGUCUUCUUUGCGCUGCUUACAUGCCUCCCGCCUGCCUUCAUGGGAAUCGGAGGUAUGGAGACCGGCAUGAGGCAGUUUGUGCAAGCUCGAUAUUCAUUUGGCCUCUACCUAGUCAUUAUCCCCCUCCUCCUCAACGCCGCCACCAUAACCGGCUUUACCCUCAUGUCCGCCAUCGCGGGCGGGCAGACACUCGCAGCCAUCAACCCCUCCCACGUCAGCAUAAACGUAGGCAUCGUCAUCACCUGCCUCGUCGCCUUCGGCAUCUCCCUCCUCGGCUUCAACUUCGUCCACUUAUGGGAACGAUGGACGUGGAUCCCCAACCUGAUUGCUCUCGUCAUCACCGUCGGCUGCGGCGGCCGCUAUCUCCAUCUGCAAUCGCAGCCUGCAGCACCGGCCACUCCCGCACAGAUCCUCAACCUUGGAAGCCUCAUGGCAGGAUAUUUCAUCACGUUUGGCGGGAUGGUGGGCGAUUAUUCCAUUUACCACAACCCAAGAGGCGUUCUCUCCAAGUCGUUCAGCGCCAGAGCCCGCAUCUUCACCUACCUCUACCUCGGCUUGUUCCUCCCUUCUGUUCCACUCUUCAUAUUGGGAGCCGCCAUAGGCGGUGCCGUUCCCCAAGUUCCUGCGUGGCAAGCCGCUUACGCUUCGACGGGCAUCGGGGGCGUGAUGAUGGAGAUGCUUGCUCCCGCGGGCGGGUUUGGCAAAUUCGUGCUGGUGGUGCUUGCGCUCAGCGUGAUUGGAAACAUUGCCAUCUCCAUGUAUACCAUCUCGUUGAACCUCGAAAUGUUGAUGCCGCCGUUACCCUUUAAAUUAAGGGUCCAUCGAUUCGUGUUUAUCCUGGUGACGAUGGCGGUCAUGAUCCCGAUGGCGAUCAGAGCGGCAAUGAAGUGGGAGACUAGUUUGAUCAAUUUCCUCAGUAUCAUUGGGUAUUGGUCUGCGUGCUUUGAUGUUGUUUUGAUACUGGAAUUGGUGGUGUUUAGAAGAAUGGACUAUGCGACCUUUGAUCAAGCUAUCUGGAACGUGGGGAGGGAGUUGCCACCUGGGUUGGCGGCCUUAGGUGCCUCGAUGCUGAGUUGGGCGCUGGUGGUCCCGGGAAUGGCGCAGUCGUGGUAUGUUGGCCCGAUUGCAAAGAGCACUGGGGAUAUUGGGGUUGAGGUGGCUUUUGUGUUGACGGGCUUGUUUUAUCUACCUUUGAGGUGGCUGGAGAUCAAGAUUCGGGGCCGAUUCUGAUGGACGACGUGAGUACGACUAUAGUCCCGCUAGUUACAAACGGUCAACUCGGGUUGCUAAGGUAAGAAAGUGGUAGAGGUGUACCUACCAUAGCCAUCGGGUAACAAAUCAAGGAAACGAACAUGUCGGCUACUCAUAUAGUUCAAGUCGAAUAUGUGACGUAUCUUGAUAUGGUGCUGAUGAGCUU
Molecule: messenger RNA, 1834 nt
Organism: Neurospora tetrasperma FGSC 2508
Lineage: Eukaryota; Fungi; Ascomycota; Sordariomycetes; Sordariales; Sordariaceae
Exons: 3
Coding region: 1-1647 (548 amino acids)
Biological process (GO): transmembrane transport
Cellular component (GO): plasma membrane
Molecular function (GO): transmembrane transporter activity
Source: RefSeq, a predicted model, not a curated record